Orcinus orca (killer whale) is the source of this 3606-nucleotide messenger RNA. RefSeq names its product poly(A) polymerase gamma (gene PAPOLG). Gene Ontology annotation, molecular function: RNA binding; poly(A) RNA polymerase activity. The record is from RefSeq and is a predicted model, not a curated record. Gene Ontology annotation, cellular component: nucleus. NCBI's taxonomy places the organism in Eukaryota, Metazoa, Chordata, Mammalia, Artiodactyla, Delphinidae. Bases 241 to 2682 code for a protein of 813 amino acids. The transcript has 23 exons.
GGGCGAGGGGCAGGCUGGGAAGAGGCGCCAUAUUGGCGUCAGCCGCGCUGUAUUGUCAUAAAUAGAGCCGGUUUUCUGGUGUUUUCACUACUCGGUUGGAUGCCUCGGCCGUAGUAAGUGAGACAGUGAGCGAGCAAGCGAGCUACAAGCGAGCGGAGGAAAGUGGACAGGAGGAGAAGGGAAGAGCAAGAACAGGACUCCAGAGCGAAAGACUCGCCGGUGAGGGAGGCGCAGGAAGCGAUGAAAGAGAUGUCUGCAAACACCGUGCUGGACAGCCAGCGUCAACAAAAGCAUUAUGGAAUCACCUCUCCAAUUAGCUUGGCAUGUCCAAAAGAAAUUGAUCAUAUUUACACACAGAAAUUAAUUGAUGCCAUGAAACCAUUUGGAGUAUUUGAAGAUGAGGAAGAAUUGAACCACAGGCUGGUUGUUCUUGGUAAACUGAACAAUUUAGUAAAAGAAUGGAUUUCUGAGGUCAGUGAGAGUAAGAAUCUCCCACCUUCUGUUGUGGCUACUGUUGGUGGAAAAAUUUUCACCUUUGGCUCCUAUAGGCUUGGAGUACACACCAAAGGAGCUGACAUUGAUGCACUUUGUGUUGCUCCAAGACAUGUGGAGAGAUCUGAUUUUUUUCAGUCUUUUUUUGAAAAAUUGAAACAUCAAGAUGGCAUUAGAAACUUAAGAGCUGUAGAAGAUGCCUUUGUGCCUGUUAUAAAAUUUGAAUUUGAUGGAAUUGAAAUUGAUCUAGUCUUUGCAAGACUGUCAAUACAAACCAUAUCAGAUAAUUUAGAUCUAAGAGACGACUCUCGACUGAGAAGCCUUGAUAUAAGGUGUAUUCGCAGCCUAAAUGGGUGUAGAGUUACUGAUGAAAUUUUGCAUUUAGUGCCAAAUAAAGAAACUUUCAGACUCACCCUAAGAGCAGUCAAACUAUGGGCAAAACGACGUGGUAUUUAUUCCAACAUGUUGGGAUUCCUUGGUGGUGUCUCCUGGGCAAUGCUAGUUGCAAGAACUUGCCAAUUAUAUCCAAAUGCAGCAGCUUCUACUUUAGUUCAUAAGUUCUUCUUAGUUUUUUCCAAGUGGGAAUGGCCAAAUCCUGUGCUGCUAAAGCAACCGGAAGAAAGCAAUUUGAAUUUGCCAGUUUGGGAUCCUCGGGUAAAUCCAUCAGAUAGGUAUCAUCUCAUGCCCAUAAUCACCCCUGCCUACCCACAACAGAAUUCUACGUAUAAUGUGUCCACAUCAACUCGAACAGUAAUGGUAGAAGAAUUUAAACAAGGUCUCGCAGUCACAGAUGAAAUUCUUCAAGGGAAAUCAGAUUGGUCCAAACUCCUUGAGCCACCAAAUUUUUUCCAAAAGUAUAGACAUUAUAUAGUAUUGACUGCCAGUGCAUCAACAGAAGAAAAUCAUCUAGAGUGGGUUGGAUUAGUAGAAUCUAAAAUACGUGUACUUGUUGGAAAUUUGGAACGGAAUGAAUUUAUUACUCUUGCCCAUGUAAAUCCCCAGUCAUUCCCAGGAAAUAAGGAACAUCAUAAAGACAACAAUUACGUAUCAAUGUGGUUCCUUGGAAUAAUUUUUCGGAGAGUAGAAAAUGCAGAAAGUGUUAAUAUAGACUUGACAUAUGACAUACAGUCAUUUACUGAUACAGUGUACAGACAGGCAAACAAUAUAAACAUGCUAAAGGAGGGAAUGAAAAUUGAAGCAACUCAUGUUAAAAAAAAACAACUUCAUCACUACCUUCCCGCAGAGAUUCUUCAGAAGAAGAAAAAGCAAAGUCUUUCUGAUGUCAGUCGAAGUUCAAGUGGACCUCAAUCCAAAAGAUCAUCUCUGGAUAGCAAUUGUUUGGAUAGCUCCAGAGACACUGAUAAUGGAACACCUUUUAAUUCCCCGGUGUCUACAAACAAGCCUUCCAAGCCUGAUAGUCCUCCUUCAGCAGAGACAGAAAGGAAUAAUGCUGAGCCUGCUGCUGUAGUUGUGGAAAAGCCACUGACUGUCCCGCCAGCCCAAGGACUGUCUAUUCCCGUCAUUGGUGCAAAAGUUGACUCUGCAGUAAAAGCUGUAUCACCUCCAGCUGUGUGUACCAUUCCUACUGUAGUAGGACGAAAUGUCAUUCCUAGAAUCACAACACCCCACAGCCCUGCCCAGGGGCAGCCACAUCUAAAUGGAAUGUCAAAUAUAACUAAGAAUGUUACCCCCAAAAGAUCCCACUCCCCAUCCAUAGAUGGGUCUUCUAAGAGGUUGAAAGACAUAGAAAAGUUUAUUCGACUUGAAUCAACGUUUAAGGAAUCACGUGCUGCUGAGGACAGAAAAAGAAAAUCAGUGGAUGCCAUUGGAGGAGAAUGUAUGCCUAUUCCAACUAUUGAUACAUCACGCAAAAAGAGACUGCCCAGUAAAGAACUACCAGAUUCAUCAUCUCCAGUUCCAGCAAAUAACAUCCGUGUCAUCAAAAAUUCCAUUCGACUGACCCUAAAUCGAUGCUGUAGCAUUCUCUCAUUGAUUGCUACAUACAGUUCUCUGAGGAUGACCUGCUAUCAAAUUAUCAUCUACAAUAUUAUGGCUUUGCGUUGGAGGUUUUACUGCCUUAACUUUCGAUGCUUGUUUCUCUGUUGUGGGAACCAGUUCUUGGCUCUCUGGACACUGAUAAAACAAGUCCUGAACACCGCCCCCCUCUUUUUUUUAAGUCUUAUGUUGUAAUCAUUGUAUAGAACUAAAAAAGUUGAAAACAAAAAAACAAAACAAAAAAUGUAAUUUUCCAAAUGUUAACACAUUUACUUUAUCAUUGAAGCCACUUUGUGACACCUGAGAUAAAUGAAUGUGAGGUAUCUUCUCUGCUUUCCUCAUUUGUGUAGAUGUACUUAUGUCUGUUCUGUUGAUUUAAGUUAUUUUUUCUUGGAUUGGCACACGGAAUAUUUAACUUUUUAUUGUGCCUUUCUAUCCAAAUGUUGCAUAGUUACCAGGGAGGAUUAGUCCAGUGAUUACAUAAGAGUUGGGCACCAUAAAUUCUCUAUAUUUUGCCUCCCAUGGAGGCCUUUGAAAUGCAUCUUUAUUAAGAAUCAAAAUAUGACCAGGAUACUGAAAGUCAGUAUAUGAACGGUGAAAUUGUUACAUAUCCUAUCUCAUGCCAUUUCUUGUUAGUUGACUGGUAUUUUUUACUGAGGAGCAACUCAUUCCGGCAUCAACAGUAAGAUGCCUUUAAGUAUGGCAAACUUGUAUUUUUGAAGUGUACGAUUAACUUGGCAUGAUACUUCCUGACCAUUACUUAUCGCCACAACUUCAAACAGUUCCUUCGUGGACUAGGCAUGCAGAAAUGAGCAGUGGAUUUUAUUGAAACCUAAAGGCAUUUUUGAAUGACAUUGUUACCAACCAUUAAUUGGCUCAGGACCUUUGUAAUUUUUAUUUAAAUAUAUGAGUUGUCUUUUUUUACACUGCUUUUUUCAGUGCAUUUCUUAAUAUUUUUUAAGUUUCAUGAACGCAUGCUCCAUUUAUUAAAAUCCAUAACCAUGUAAUUCUUGUAAUAUGUUGAUUCAGUGUUUUGUAAAUGAAGUCGUAUGUAUUUUCAGAGUAUUUUUGUAUGUACUGUAAGAUACCAUCUUUUCAAAGAGAAAACUUUAAAACCUU